Molecule: messenger RNA, 4896 nt
Organism: Necator americanus (New World hookworm)
Lineage: Eukaryota; Metazoa; Nematoda; Chromadorea; Rhabditida; Ancylostomatidae
Exons: 30
Coding region: 1-4896 (1631 amino acids)
Biological process (GO): replication fork processing; mitotic DNA integrity checkpoint signaling; DNA integration
Cellular component (GO): nucleus; condensed chromosome; site of double-strand break
Molecular function (GO): double-stranded DNA binding; single-stranded DNA binding; histone H3K36 methyltransferase activity
Source: RefSeq, a predicted model, not a curated record
AUGGGUGCUGUUAUAUCACAACUCGGCUUCAACCAAGCAUUUCUGCUCGCUCUCAUUGGAAUAAUAGCAAUGCUUGGUCUGACAGUUGUCGCUGUAAGUGGUGAUUCACGAGAUAACCACCAGAACGACUACGCUUUACCACUAAUGAGUCGCAGUUGUUUUUUGUGUGGUGAGAAUCGCGUAUUGGAACGACUUCUCGGAGGAACAGUUCCGGAACGAUCAUCCAACAUCAUAUUUUUGUCGACUUUAGCCAGAUAUAAUGUCAUCAGUUUUGAAACUGCUCGCAACAUCUACCAGCUUUCCAGCACCGCCAGCUGCGUUUUGGUUUGCAGAGAUCACUUCGUCCAGACGAGUUUAUAUAUUACAUGGGAAUUUGAACAAUUAUGGCCCGAUUUCUCACAAAGCGGGCUCGACAAUGCUCCGAUUUCCGUUGUUUGCGACUUGCUGGCACACAUUCGAAUGUAUGCAUCUAUGUUAAAUGAUUUAAAAAUGCUGACGGAGGAAGAUGUCGUUUCAUUUUACAACAAUAAUGUAAUAAAAUAUUACAAUGGUGUGCUGAAUAAACUCGCCUUACCAGAUCACAAAGAGCAGAAUUUGACGAGUCCUUCGAAACAAGUCGUUUGUGGUGACAACCCGUCCACUUCUCAGGAUUCAUCGGCUGAUGUUAUUUCUGUUUCUAAAGCUUCCUGUCCGUCACAAAGAUUUGCCUGUUCUCUCUGCCAGCUUCGCUAUUCUUCGCCAAAACUGAGAUUGGUAUCUGAGAGUACUAAAGAGAAUAUCAUCCUUCUCUCCUGUCUUGUUAUGGACAAUACAAUUGAAAUGGAUGUAGCGAAAAAAAUAUGUAAGGAGAUCUGUCACCACGGCAGACUGCUGUGCAAGAAUCAUUUCGUCCAGGCUGCCUGGACCCUCGGUGAUGAAGUAAGACAAAUGUGGAGCCGAUUCCCCGUUCUCGGACUUCAGCGAAUUCCCGUACAAAUACAAGAAGAUUUGCUGAAGCGAAUUCAGAUGCUUGCUAGAACAAUUCGAAAAGACAUCGCAGUUUCUCUCAUGGAUUUGUGGAAGUUUUAUGAUUUCUGCCAAUCGAUCUACAAGAACACAAAGGACGCCGCAUCGCAAAAGACGGUUAUCGAAGGGCUAGAGAACCAACACUUCUCAUUUUCAAAGUACGAAAAUCCAUGCUCGCUUUCUUCAGAUGAUGAUGAAAAGCCAACUUCUAUAAACGAAGAUGAAGAAUGUAGCGGAGAAGAGAACGUACUGCACGGAAGAAAAAGUCCGAAUGUUGGAAAAAAGAGAAUUCUGAGAAACAUUUGUUUGAUUUGCCACCGCUCUCAUCCACGUGGAGAGAUGCGCAGCUCUUCACGAACUCUCGAUCAAUUCCUUAUAUUAUUGUCAUGUAUGAUAAUAAAUCAUCAUAUGGAUUUGGAGGAUGCUGAGCACGCAUACGACCAGAUGUCGAUGAAGAAAAAAUACGUAUGUCAAAGACACUAUAUUCAAGCGGCGAAGUACAUGUGUGUGGAGGUGGAACGAAACACGGGUAUGUCUAUAACACCUGGAUGCACGAAAGUUCCCAUUGAAACUUGGAAGGUCAUAUCGAAAAGUAUCAAGGACUACUGUGAACUUGUAGAUAAGAGUGUUCCUAUUUUCGAAGAAAAUAUAGGUCGCUUCUAUUCCGACUGUGUAACAAAGUACUAUGUUAGUGGUGGCUGGAAGACGGAUCUAGAGGAACAAAUCCGUGCUCCAAAAUCGCAAGAGAGCAACAACGAAGAUCCGCUUGUAGCUUCCGUUAGCGCGUUAAUCCCUACCAAGGAAGGGAGACUCAAUGAUUCUGGAGAUCAGAAGCCCAAUUUGGAGAAAUCAAUCUGUACUCCAAAACCGUCGACAACUCCUGCAACAUCUUUUGGCGCAACAUUUGUAAAGACAGGACAUGAUGUCAAGGGGAUCAGUUAUAUUACAAGGGACGAAAAAGUUACUAACCCUACCGAUGAUAUCGAUGCGUCCAGCAGGCAUACCACUGAUGAUUCGCCAAAACCCGCUGGAAGAUGGAUUAUUGAGAGACGGUAUCGAAAGUCUCCGUUCACGAAAAUUCGAUGCUAUUGUGGCAUCUGUGGCCAAAUUCGUCUGACGGAAAACCUACAUCCGGUGUUAUCGCAGCCAAGGGCACUUGUAAUUAUUUCGUGUUUGCUUGCGCAGGAUAUCACCAAUGUAGAUGAUGCGAUGCGAUAUUAUAAAGAGGAAGUUUCUAUAAGAAGAUACAAACAUGGUAUUUGCGAGGAGCAUCUUGUAGAAGCGGGUGCCUACCUCGAAGCUGAAUUGAAGCGUCUUCUAGGUCCGACACCAUCGCGUAAGCUCAUUGAAGCUCCUGUGAAUGUAGUACAAAUAAUCGUGGAUCGACUACAACUUUUUGUGGACCGUAUUGAUAAGGGGACUUCGCUAUGUGACAACGAUAUACGAUUAUAUCUCAAGUUUUACUUGAAUAAAUAUGGGGAGAAUGAUGACUGGAAAAUACGUUGGGAGCCAGACAGAAAGAAUGAUUGCGAAACAGUCUGCGAGCCAAGCAGAAGUGGAAAGACGUGUAUAGUAAUUCGCACGAAGAAACCAAAAAAUGCUACAAGCUUGUCAAAACCAUCACUUACAAAGGCUUCGCAGCGAUAUACAUACAAAAAACUGACUGUCGAGCUCGAACCUUCCCGUGGAGAGCGUUACAAACCUAAACAAAAGGAUGUCAAUGAUGUUGAAAGUAUCCACAGUCCAGUAACUGGCAGCAGCCUCCUAGAAACUGCUGUAGAAAGUCUGUGCACCGAAUAUUCGACUGGCACUGAAGUAAUGGAGCGUACCUCUGAAUGCAGUACGGUUCCUUCUCCUUCGUAUGGAUAUGCACCUGCAUCUCGCGCUGUAGAACCGCAAACAUCAGAGGACGAGUUCAGUAAGCUGACUUGCAGUUUAUGCGGCGUUAUCGGCCUGGCAAUGGAUUUCCGCCCCGCUGCAACGGAACCACAGUAUAACAUCGUACUUCUGUCGCUCCUACUAAUGCAAAGUUCGAUGGACAAUGCUCGUGCAAUCGCUUGGUACAAUCAAACACAGCGCAGGCAAUUAAUGAUAUGCAGGUCCCAUUAUAUCAAAGCGGCGGCCCGUCUCUCAAUGGAGAUCAAAAGAGAAUGGGGAAAGUUCCCGGAAAAUGGCCUCGCCGAAGUUCCGGAGAAUAUUAUUUAUUCUAUGCUGACAGUGAUACGUUUAUACAGGGACUUCAUUGAUCCAAAAAUAGAUCUGGAGCGAUGGCAUGUAAACGAGUUUUUUGACGACUGUUUAAAUAAAUACUGGAAGGAUUUUAAAUGGAUGCCGUACAAAAAACGGCUCCGCGUUCAGCAUACCGAAUCUAGAGAUAGCAAUAAAACGGAUAACAAAGGUUCUGCUAAAGAGAACGCAAAGGAAUCGCAUAUAAAUAAGUUUUUUGACGGUUGUUUGGAUAGAUACCGGACGAAAUCAAAACGGAUACCGUACAAAAAAGAGAGUCCCAUGAAAUUUAAAUGGGCGCCGUACAAAAAAGAGUCCCUCGUUCAACAUGCUGAAUCUAGAGAUAGCAUUAAAACGGAAAUCGAAGACUACGACGAAAAGGAAGGCAUGGAUAAUUACGGAUUUCGGGAGUUGUGGGAAAAAUUAGGCAAUUCCUCCAAUGUGAUUCCGGAUUCUUCGAACUUUGAUGACUGUCUGCCACUGUUCCGCACCGAGGAGGAUGUAAAACCAGUCGUUUUCGAUGAAGUUUCAGCGAUUGAUUUAAUUGAAGGAGAUGGGUUCCAUAGCACUUUAACGUCGAGGAAUUUAGCCGAUCACUUCGUUGAAGAUUCCCCUUUGAUCAGAAACGAUGAGAAAAGUUGGAUCGACACUUUGAUGCAGGACGAUGAUAACGAAAGAAAUUCCAUUCAAAGUGACCAAAAAGACCACAUCGUCUUGUUUGAUUCAAGUUCUUUGCCGUCGACAUCCACAGCGCCAGAACCUCAUCUGGAUCUCAAUCUCCAAAUCAAGAUGGAAAUAGAGGAGGACGAUAUCGCAAUGGAAAAUACUGCUGAAGACGACAUCUCAAUGCAGGAUCUUGAUGAGGACAAGAUCAUGAAAUUCCUUUCAGAUCGAAGCAAAAGUAUCGGCGAACUGACACGCGAACUUAAUAUCACCUCAAACGCCGUCCUGUCAUAUCUGCGCUGUACGGAUGCGGAGAGAGAAAUGUGUAAAUGGGUGCCAAGUGACGGUAUAUUGCAAUGUCGCCUCGAGAUUUGCACAUCGUUAGUGUUAAGAAACAUUCGCGAUUCUAUUUUGGAUCGAAUUGUCACGUAUGGCGAAAAGUGGAUAUAUUUUAACAACAAAGAACGGCCUACGCUUUGGCUCGAUGACACUGUAAAAGAUAUAGAAGUACAGAGUGAGAGUAACCCUGAACGGGAAAAAGUUCUACUAACUGUAUGGUGGUCGUCGGCCGGCAUAAUUCACCAUCAUCUCGUUGGAGGAGGCAAAUCAAUGACCGAAGACGACUUCAUUAAACAGAUCUCGGAGGUGUAUAGGAAGAUGGGAAGCAAACAGCCGGCAAAAGGACCGCUUCUUCUUUGUGAUAAUCCUAGACCAUACGUGUCACGCAAUUCCAUCCAAAAGUUAUACCUUUAUGGCAUUGAAGUCCUCCCACAUCCCCCUCAAUCACCGGAUCUCUUACCCUCUAAAUAUCAUAUUUUCCGACAUCUCAAUCAUUAUUUAGCUGGUAGAAAUUUCUACGAUGAUGUAGAGGUAGAGAAAGCUUUUCUUUCAUUUAUUGCAUUCAAAAAACCUAAGUUUUACAGUGAAGGAAUUAGUGAACUUAUUUCGCGGUGGAAAAAGUGUAUCACAUUGAAUGGUGAUUAUUUUCAUAUGUCGUCGUAG